CCAAACCAUCGCGCCCGCAUCCAACUGAACAAUGGCCCCAACACAGCAUUCGUCCUCCCCUGUCUACUACGUCCCUCUCGAUCCUCAACGUCCAAACGUCGUCGUUCUUCCGUACUACCACCGGACUCAUCCUUACAGUCGCUAUCUCCGCUGCUGCGUCACCUUCAUUCUCGCCGUGGUCCUCCUCUCGCUUCUUGUAUUCUUCUUGUACCCCUCCGAUCCCUCUAUCAAAGUCGUCCGAGUCCAACUCAACCACGUCCGAGUCCACUCGUCCCCCAAAAUCACGCUCGACCUCUCUUUUUCUCUCACCGUCAAGGUUCGCAAUAAGGACUUUUUCUCCCUCAACUACGAUUCCCUCUUAGUUUCGGUCGGGUACAGAGGGAGAGAGCUAGGGUUUGUGCGCUCUCACGGUGGGAAAUUGAGGGCUAGAGGAUCGUCGUAUAUAAACGCGAAACUUGAUCUUGAUGGGCUUGAGAUUGUGCACGACGUGUUUUACUUGAUUGAGGAUUUGGCUAGGGGUGUUAUCCCCUUCGAAACUGAUACAGAGGUUAAAGGAGAGCUUGGACUUUUGUUAUUCAAUAUUCCGAUACAGGGAAGAAUAUCAUGUGAAGUUUAUGUAAAUACAAGCAACCAGACAAUUGUCCGUCAAGAUUGCUACCCUGAGUGAGAUGGAGGAAGAUGCCUAUGUAGUGUAGUCACCUAAAAAGCAGGACAUGGAAUUUGGUGGCGGAGGUAAAUAGCACGAUGUCUCUAGCAGCCUUUUAUAUAUACUCAAUCAAUAGAAUAGCAUGUAGCAUCUUCUUUAGGAUUGUAUCUAUUAUUUAGAAUCUCAACUAAUGUUCAGUUUAAAGGAGCCAUUCUUACAUAAAGAAAGCUCUUUUCCUUUAGGAGCGUGAUCUAGAAAUUUAUGGCUUGAUUAGGUUCAGAAGUUAGUGCCCAUUUGGAAUUGAAAUAUACUUGUGUCCAUAUUCUCUGAAAUCUAUUGAAAACUUAUCUGUUUAAGGGAGAAGCCAUUCACUUAUGAAGAGCACUCUUUCUUCUACAAAUUUAUGACUUAUAUUCGUUAUAUCUGUUUGAAUUA
This is a messenger RNA of Tripterygium wilfordii, 1081 nucleotides long. RefSeq lists its product as uncharacterized. The transcript is spliced from 3 exons. Gene Ontology annotation, cellular component: plasma membrane. The coding region runs from base 32 to 667 and encodes 211 amino acids. The record is from RefSeq and is a predicted model, not a curated record. NCBI's taxonomy places the organism in Eukaryota, Viridiplantae, Streptophyta, Magnoliopsida, Celastrales, Celastraceae.